Messenger RNA from Morus notabilis, 1162 nucleotides. Its product is annotated as putative aminoacrylate hydrolase RutD. The record is from RefSeq and is a predicted model, not a curated record. The transcript has 4 exons. Lineage: Eukaryota; Viridiplantae; Streptophyta; Magnoliopsida; Rosales; Moraceae. Bases 62 to 967 code for a protein of 301 amino acids.
AAAACCGAGCUGAGAGAAUAAAAUAAGCCCAGAAAAUUCAGAGAAAGCAGCAGAAAAAAAGAUGGUGAACCUCAUGAAAGUAGUGAAUCCAGUAGUGGGAUUCUUGUUGAAGUUCUACGGAUUAAGUGCUCAAACUGUGGAAAUCGAGCCCGGAACGGUGAUCCACUUCUGGAAACCGGCCCGGAUUAUAAAAAAUAAAAAGAAAUACCGCCAGACUAAGCCUGCUUUAGUCUUGCUGCAUGGCUUCGGUGCAACCGGAGUCUUGACAUGGCUUUUCCAGAUUGCCGCCUUUUCUAAAAAGUACGCAGUUUUUGUGCCGGACCUUCUCUUCUUCGGUGGCUCCACCACCGACAGCACCGACCGGUCGCCAGCUUUCCAGGCCGAUUGCUUGGCCAAGGCCCUAAAAUUGCUCGGCGUGGAGAGUUGCGCGGUCGUCGGCUGCAGUUAUGGUGGGAUUGUCGGGUCAAAGAUGGCGUUGUUGGACCCAAAGUUGGUCAAGUGUUUGGUCCUGUCCAACUCUAACUUGGCCCUCACGGAAUCUCACAGCGAAGUUGCUUUCGAGAGGGUCGGGAUCACGUCGUGGCCGGAGCUGUUGCUCCCGGAUACCGUUGAGGGUCUGAAAAAGCUCUUGCGUGUUAUAGUUUACAAGCGGCCUUGGUUUCCUAAUUGGGCUUACAAGCACUUUUUGGAGGUGAUGUUCGAUAGUAGAAAAGAGAGAGCUGAACUUUUGAAUGCUCUUGUUAUCAAGGAAUGCGAGUUCAUCAUCCCCAACUUUUUACAGAAAGUAUAUAUCAUGGCAGGCGAGGAGGAUAAGCUUUUCAAUCUCGAAAUCGUCCAGAAAACAAAGGAGCAAUUAGGGGAGAAAGCCACUCUUUAUUAUAUCAAGAAGGCGGGCCACAUUGCCCACGUCGAGAGACCCUUUGUCUACAAUCGCCUCCUCAAGGAUAUUCUUAAAGCCUCUCUUUGAAAUAAUUGCACCCACAUAUUUUGGUAAAAAAAUAUUCUGAGUGGUGCAUGGUGCUUGGUGUACGUUUUCCUUGUAUCCUUAAUAUGAUGUUAGGCCUUUAUCACUUCAAAAUAAUGAACUUUGUGUCGGGACAGAUUCUUGUGAUAUUUUUUGUCACAACAUUUUUACGUGACUAAAUUAUGUCACUUUUUAGUC